GUGAGUCGUUUGGUCCUCUGUCCCACAUCACCACCUCCCAGCUGUCCCAGUCCAGACUGUUAACAUUACUGGGAGAAUACAGGAAAAAACAGUUACUUUCUUUGUCAGAGGAAAAGUCUAGGAAAUCUCCUGAUGGCAAACUAGCUGAACACAAGAGUGCUAUAGAAUCUAUAGGCAGGGCUGGACUAGUCUAUCCACCACUAGAAGAACAAGUCAAGAAAGGAGAGGAGCAGAAAUCAAAACUAGACUUUGCCCAGAAAUUUGUCCGUCAGAUCUCCAGGGAGGCGGUGGUGGUGGACAGAAAGCUGACCACUCUGUACCAGGUCUGGCCACAGAUCAUGGUCAGUUUGAUACAGUCUGCUGUGAUGGACAUGGCCGAUAGGAAAACAUACAUGAAAAAAUGCAUGGAAGACCUAGAGAAAGGUUGAAAAUGUGGGCUUAAAAGUCAUUUAAGUCUGGAUACCUGCUAUUUAUGCCCAGGGCACCUCGCUGCCUUCUCAUGACAUCACAGACUUACACCACAGAAGAUGGAGGAGGUUAGGGGAUUAAAUUGAAGAAUUAAGUGGCACUUACUCUUAGUCUUAGUCAAUCUCAACAUUUGUAACUAGAUUGGCAAAUAAUGACUUCUGAUUUAUAUGGUAGGGAGGACACGAAGGAUGCAUUUUUCCAUUGUUAUUUUUCAAUGGAACUUAUUCAAGUUUGAUAUCCCUUUCAGGGGUUGCCAAUUUCUCUGGGAUGAUUUUUCCAAGAGAAUUUUUGUUGCCACCAAGUGGUAGAGAUAGAAAAUAGCCACAGGGUUAAAGCAAAGGAACCAGUGGUUCUGACAUGGCAGUGUGUGCUUGCUUUUUUAUCAUUUAUAAAAGCUGACUCGUUAUAGCGUCUAGUCAGACAUUUCUCUGUGUACGUACAUUCCAAGUUCACAUUGCAUGUGGCAGUUGUUUUAAAAUGUUACUAAGUGAUGUAAUGGUGUUGCUAGGUGAUGUACAGGAGCAGAGCAUGAACAACAUAGAUGUAGCCAUUACUAGAAGUGAUGAAGGAUUGUGAUUUUGCAUCUGUGAUUUCUUAAAACUCAUUUCAAUCAAACAGGGCUUUUUGUAUGUAAAAAGAAAAUGUAUUUGCUACACAAAUGGCACUGUUGUAAUAAAACUUUGUUUAUUUGUUGGCUCUUGGUUUCCAUCAAGUGGUACAAUAUACAAGUGGUAUGCAUACAUUAGACUGCCAAAGGCCUGGUUCAAAAUCAAGUUAUGAUGCCUUCUUAAUAUAGUCUUUGUUGUUAAAAAAUUGUACCUUACCAUUCCCACAGAUAUUUAGAUCGAUCUAUCCCCCUGGGAAG
Lingula anatina is the source of this 1333-nucleotide messenger RNA. RefSeq names its product leucine-rich repeat-containing protein 49. NCBI's taxonomy places the organism in Eukaryota, Metazoa, Brachiopoda, Lingulata, Lingulida, Lingulidae. Gene Ontology annotation, molecular function: protein binding. The record is from RefSeq and is a predicted model, not a curated record.